GCCCCCAGCAGCCCGUGGAAACCGCAUCAGUUUAGCGCGCGUUCGGGGGGGAAUUUCAAGUGCGGCGACGGGGGUGGGGGGGGGGUCGGUUUUUACCGGCGGCCGCAGGACUUCCCUCCAUCACACCGGGCAGCGCAGCGCAGCUCAAAACGGUGCGGCGAUAGGGGUGCCCGAGGCACGUUGGCGCCGAGCAGCUGAAAGAUCUGCGAUUCCGGGUAUUGAGUUAUCCAACGGUAAAGAGUGGAAAACAAAUCUCUUCUUCCCUCCCACCCCCCCCACCCCUCCGCAUCGGUGCCAGCAAGCUUUUAUCAGAUUCUUCUCUCUCAUCAGGAACAAAUUAACCUUUUAUCAUGACGACUGAAGUUGGAUCUACAAUUCAAGUAAAGGAAGAGUCCAAAGAUAUCGAACAGGAUGAUUCUGAAGUAUCAAAUCUUGACAACUCCGCCAGUAUAAAUCAGGAACCAGAAAAAGAAAUCCAGGAAGAUAAGCAGCCUGAAUCCACAAUACAACCUCAGAAAGAGCAGGAAUUAAAUUCAACUUCAAGUGGAAAUGCCCAGGCCAGUCCUGUUAGCAGUGACAAGAAGGAUCAAUCGGGUGGUAAAGGAUUGUCUCGUUUUUUGCUUGGAUGGCUUAAAAAGCAAAAAUCACCUUCCCAGGUGGAAACUACAGAGGAGAAGAAAGCCGAGGAGGACAUUCAAGCUGAAGACAGAAAUUCAACAAAUGAACAACCAGAGUUAGUGAAGACCGCAUCAGAGAAUGAAGUAGUGAAAGGAAUGGAAGAAGAGCAGAGCCAUACAGAUGAAAUAAGGGAGCAGCAUUCAUUGAAUAGUGCAGAAAUACAGCCAGAUAAAGAGAAAGAGCUUGAAGAAACUUUGGAAAAGGAUGCAGAUGUGAACAAUGAAGAGAGAGUACCAGAUGACAAAAAGGAUGAAAGUAACAAAGAUGGAGAACUUCAGAAAGAUGAAGAUGUAAGCAAAAAAUCUCCUCUGAAAAUUCCCAAAAAGAUUAAGAUGGUGCAGAGCAAGGUCUUUAUGCUGGAUGGUUCAGAGUUUACUUAUGAAAUUGAGAAACGUGCCAAGGGGCAAAUAAUGUUGGACAGGGUGUGUGAACAAAUCAACUUGUUAGAAAAGGAUUAUUUUGGUCUCACUUUUCGGGAUAUCACAGGUGAAAAGAAUUGGUUGGACCCUGCCAAGGAAAUCAAGAAACAAAUUCGAAGUUGUCCUUGGCACUUUUACUUUAAUGUAAAAUUCUACCCUCCUGAUCCUUCACAGCUAACUGAAGACAUCACAAGAUAUUAUUUGUGCCUUCAACUCCGCCAAGAUAUCGUAUCUGGUCGUUUGCCAUGUUCUUUUGUAACACAUGCCCUUCUUGGUUCUUACACAUUACAAGCGGAACUUGGGGAUUAUGAUGCCGAUGAACACAAAGCAGGUUAUGUUGCAGAAUUACAGUUUGCUCCAAACCAGACAAAAGAAUUGGAAGAGAAAAUCUCUGAACUGCAUAAAACACACAGGGGUUUAACUCCAGCUCAGGCUGAUGCUCAAUUUCUGGAGAAUGCCAAGAUGCUUUCCAUGUAUGGUGUAGAUUUGCACCAUGCUAAGGAUUCAGAAGGAGUGGAUAUUAUGUUGGGUGUAUGUGCAAAUGGACUGCUCAUCUACAAGGAUCGUCUCAGAAUUAACCGCUUUGCUUGGCCGAAAAUUCUUAAAAUUUCUUACAAACGAAGCAAUUUCUACAUUAAAAUUCGACCUGGAGAAAUAGAGCAGUUUGAAAGUACUAUUGGUUUCAAGUUGCCUAAUCACAGAGCAGCAAAGAGAUUGUGGAAAGUUUGUGUGGAGCAUCACACUUUUUUCAGGUUGCUUUCUCCUGAACAAACACCAAAAAGCAAGUUCCUGACUUUAGGUUCCAAGUUCCGCUAUAGUGGGCGCACCCAAGCUCAAACACGGGAGGCAAGCAUCCUCAUUGACAGACCUGCACCAUAUUUUGAGCGCACUUCGAGUAAGCGAAUGUCUAGAAGUCUUGAUGGAGCUCCAGUAGGUGGCAUUAAUGAAGUGGGUCUACAGCAGGAAUUAUCAUGUCUAGGUUCAACAGCAGAGGACACUGCAACAGUAGCUGGUGUUAAUAAAACAGAAGCAGAUAAAGAGUUGGCAGUAAAAGAUGUAACCACUUCGAAAGCCUCACAGCUGGAAAUGCCUGUGGAAACAAAGUUUCACAACAUUUGUCCACCAUCUCCUACAUAUUCUACCUAUUCCCUCUCUCCUAAUCUCUUUCCUAUUCCUGAAACAGAUUUUCUCUCUGACAUUUCAGAAGAUAGUGCAUUUUCAGCUGGUGAAUUAGACCAAGAAUGUAGUUCUGAGUCUAUUUCUUCCACUAACAGAUUAUGCACAGCACUUCCAAAGAAUGAUCUAGGGCUAAUCACUCAUUAUCCUGCUCCUGUAUUUACCAUUCCCUCUCAGUGUUCUAAUCCUGCAGUACAGGAUCAGAAGGAAACUGAAAUUGAAUCCAGUUCUGUAAGAAAGACAUUGGGUUUUGCAUUUCUAAAUCUAUACAAGUGUCUUCCUCCCAAAUUUCCUUCAUUGCUUGAUGAGGAUGGGUACAUAAGCUUUCCUAGCCUUCCUGACAACUAUGUUGCUUUGGUUCCACCAAGCUUUCAAAAGUACAUUCCCAUUACAUCUCCAUCACUUAUUCCUUCCAUCAUCCUUAUCUUUGUGCUGCUUCUGUCUGCAUCCCAGUCUGUCCCUUUUUCACUUGCCCUUUGCCUUCCACUUGCUUUGUCUCUCUGUUACCUGGAGCCUAAGGCGACUACAUUAUAUGCUCCUUAUGACAAUGACCUGAGUGAGAGAGCAGAGGAAGAGGAGACAGAACAGGAUGAAACAGCACUACAACUACUAAAGGACCUUGAUAAAACCCAGGAGGAUCUAUUGAAACAUCAAGCUAGCAUUAGUGAGCUAAAACGCAGUUUCAUGGAAUCCACACCUGAACCACGUCCAAAUGAAUGGGAAAAUCGGUUGACUAAACCCUUAUCACUGCAAACAGAAGGGAGCUUAGAAGAGGAGAUAACAUCGCUUUUACUUAGUAAAGAAAGCUUCUCAACAGGCUUGGUGGCCUCCUUCUCGUCUACUAUUUCUCAGGCAUCAGAGGAUGCUGGGUUGAAAGAAAAAGCUGCUGCUGAAUCUGUUUCUCUCAUAAACGCCAAGCAGCUGUCUGAGAUCUCAGAUGAGAAACAGAAAUCCGAGAUGGAGGAGCAGGCAGAGGCUGUAGUAGAAGAAGCAAUAGUGAUUGAAGAGGUAAAGAGAGCACCCAGCCAUUCAAAAAUAAAUCUUGAAAGCUCUGUUGAAAACAGCACAAUUGUGCCCCUUGUUGAAUUGGCAGCAAAAGCGAGCAAUGUCUCAUCCUCUGAUAGCCAUAGUGACAGUGAGGAAGAGGCAGAAUACCACCCACAGACCAAGGAAGGAGAAAAUGUAAAGAGAGACCAAAAUGAAUUUAAGACACUGACUACAGUAGCAAUGGAUUUUAAAAAUUCAGUAACAGAUAUUGAAGAAGUGCAUUUUCCUGCUUCUGUGGUACAUAAAAUGCAGGAUGUUCUGGAAGAAGAUUUGCAAGAAAUGCAAAAUGGAAAAUUGCAGGAAGCAAUGCAAGAGCAAGAAGAUACCAAACCCAAACUAAAUGGAGAUGUUUCGUAUAUUGAUAGUGAUGCUAUACCAGAAGUUGUUUGUUACUCAGAGCCUCCUGUAGUAAAGACCGAAAUGGUGACAAUCUCUGAUACUGAGAGUCCUGACAAGACCGAAAUUGCAACAAAGGAAGUUCCAAUUGUUCAGACAGAAACUAAAACCAUUACAUAUGAAGCUGCGCAGGGUGAUGGCAGUGGAGACAAUGAUCCUGGUGUCCUGAUGAGUGCUCAGACAAUAACUUCUGAAUCUUUUUGCACAACCAUGACAACCCAGAUUACCAAGACUGUUAAAGGUGGAGUUUCUGAAACGAGAAUUGAAAAGCGAAUUGUCAUCACAGGGGAUACAGACAUUGACCAUGAUCAGGCCUUAGCCCAGGCAAUAAAAAGAAGCCAAAGAGCAGCACCCAGACAUGUCAGUCACCAGGGUAGUGGUACAUAAAGAAACAGAGCUCACUGAGGACGGGGAGGAAUGAGUUAAGAAAUGAAUAUUGGCUGAACUGAAUGAAGGAUUUUGAACUUUAGAGUGACCACUGCCAUGAUCUAUAAAGAAAAAUUGCCUUGGAGCAUUGGAAAGUGAUCUAUAUUGCAGUCACACAUAGUGUGAAUAUUUGAAGAUGUCAAAGACCUACAGAAACUCGUCAUUGGAUUUAGAUGUUUAAAAUAAUUAGCCAAUAAUUUGACCAUUCACUCUUUACUAAUGUGUUGGCUUAUUAACAUACCACUUCUAUUCACCAUUAGAAUUUAAUAUCCACACAAAGGAUAUAAACUGGGUUUCCUUUAAAGAAGUCUUGUACAGAAUGUUAUAACUAAGUUAGAUACAAUAAGUGGAUCAGUUUCAGAACCUGAAUAUGUGUAAACCUGUUGUUGCAGAAAUAUUUUUUAGCAUGAUCAAGUAGUUACCAAAUAUUGUGGAAAAGAGAAAUAUGAAAAGACUUUUAACAUGUCACUUAAGAGAAUUAAGUCUGUUUAGAAAGAAUCUCCUGUGCCACCUUUUAUGCAAAAAACAAAUGUUGAAGGAGGCCUGAUGUGGGCAAGUAUCAUUCCAAUAAAUUUUUGCACUGUUAUGCAUUUACUAUAUAUUUUCUUAAGUCAUCCAUGGAACUAGGAUAUCCAUACUGGAAAACUAUACUUUUCUAUUACUUCAUAGUUAUAUAACAAGAUAGGCAGCUUAAAAUUUAAUACUUUGAAAUCAUAUUUCUUCGAUUGAAAAGCCAAAUCAUAAUAUUGAAUACAUUUCUAUAAAUUCUUUUAUGUUCUUACUAUGAAAGAUUAAGGUUUAGUUUGUAGCUGUUAAUGGCAAGUUGUGUUGCAGUUCUAAAAGCUUUGUCUAAUUUUUGAGGAAGAUUUGAAAUAAAAAAAAAUUAACCUGUUUAAUAUUUUGUCUUUUCUGUAGAUAAUAUGGCAGAAUCCUUGGCUUUCAAACAAAUGCUAAGCAAUACUGAAUCUUGAUGACUGUGUUAUUAUGCUUUUGACCUUUAUAUCUAGGCAAACAACCAAAGUAGCACUCUGGCAGCUUAAGUUGUGCUGUGGCAUUUUUGCUUCAUGUAAUCCCAUUUAAAAAUAAAUUUUGCUUAAAAUAUA
Messenger RNA from Pristis pectinata (smalltooth sawfish), 5245 nucleotides. RefSeq names its product erythrocyte membrane protein band 4.1 like 2 (gene epb41l2). The coding region runs from base 351 to 4103 and encodes 1250 amino acids. Gene Ontology annotation, cellular component: cytoskeleton; plasma membrane. The record is from RefSeq and is a predicted model, not a curated record. Gene Ontology annotation, molecular function: structural molecule activity; actin binding. Gene Ontology annotation, biological process: cortical actin cytoskeleton organization. The transcript has 24 exons. Lineage: Eukaryota; Metazoa; Chordata; Chondrichthyes; Rhinopristiformes; Pristidae.